Hyaloscypha bicolor E is the source of this 760-nucleotide messenger RNA. RefSeq lists its product as uncharacterized. The record is from RefSeq and is a predicted model, not a curated record. Lineage: Eukaryota; Fungi; Ascomycota; Leotiomycetes; Helotiales; Hyaloscyphaceae. The coding region runs from base 265 to 612 and encodes 115 amino acids. The transcript has a single exon.
CCUGUGACUGUGCGUUGCAUGAACCACUCCAAGACAGUCAUCUCUAUCUUCCAGCAACGCUGCAGCAUUUGACAUUUCGAGAUCAAGAUGGUGUCUCUUCGAAGUCUUGCAUCCAUGGCCGCCGGAUUACUGGUGCUCAAUGGUGGUACUCUUGUUGGGUAGGUCUAGUCUUCACAGGACCGAACAUCCCUUAACACGAUUUACCCUCCAUCCAUUGUGUGAACUCUAAGCUAACUUCUCCAAAGCGCAACCCCAACUCCCUCAAUGGAGCUCCACUCUCGUCAGGACUGCACCGGUGUAGCACCAUCGCUCGGAGGGCAAGCCUGCGGUGGCACGAAUGUUAUGACUUGCCUCACAGAAGACACAUGGCAAUGCCCCAACGGCGAUACUGGCGUGGUCCCUCCAGACACCGUCUGCAUUUGCAACGCUUUCCGCCAUCCGGGCUGGAUUCCCAACAACGAGCUCCCAAACCAAGAUGGAACAGAAUGCCAUAAAGGUAUCGUCUGUGUUAUCGAGGGAGGAACGCAGUUUCGGGUCUGUGGUGUGAGUGGUUUGCAACCACCUCAAGACGUUCCUCCUGUAACUGUCUGUAGAGAUGGUGGGAUAACUUGACCGUGAGCGUCGUUUGGUUGUUCUUGUAUUUGAGUGAACUUGGUUUUGUUUUGGCUAGACAAUGUAUUAUUGUCGAGGUGGACGCUUCGUAACUCUCAAAAUGACUUCGUAGAACGAAGGCGACAAAUAUGAAAGAACUCAAAUUCAA